GCAUCUUGGGAAGGAGAAGGUGCUGACGACAAACAACCAUUUUUCCUGCGCGAUGUGCCAGUACUUGAGUUAUUUUCGAACUCUAUUUAUCAAACAUAUUUGUAUCAUCGGUUGAUAUCUCAAGCCUAUUUGAAUUGCCAUUUGAUAAAUCGUGGCAACCAUUAAAAUGGGAGCUGAUAAGCGGGUUAGUCGCACAGAGCGCAGCGGCAGAUACGGUGGCAAUGAUCAUGACCGAGACGAGUCGGGAUGGCGCGACAGGCGAGAGAGGGGGGACCAGGAGCGAGAGCACGACCUGCGCCGCUGGGGAGAAGAGAGGCGCGGCGAACGCUACGACGGUGGGGAACGCCGGGGGAGCAGAGACAGUCCAGAGAGAGAGCGGAAACGGAGAAACAGCGACCGCUCGGAAGACGGCUACCACUCAGAUGGAGACUACCCGGAGCAGGACUACAGAGGCGAGCCAGGAGAGGAGAAAGAGAGCAAGACCAUCAUGCUCCGGGGUCUGUCUCUACACGUCACAGAGGGGGAUAUCCGAGCUGCCCUGGACCAGCUGGAGGGACCACAGCCAAUAGAUGUCCGGCUGAUGAAAAAGAGGACAGGUAUAAGCCGAGGUUUCGCCUUCGUGGAGUUUUAUCACUUGCAAGAUGCUACCCGAUGGAUGGAGACCAAUCAGAAACUUCUGGCAAUCCAAGGGAAGAGUGUGGCCAUGCACUACAGCAACCCCCGGCAGAAGUUUGAAGACUGGCUCUGCAACACUUGCGGCCUGUACAAUUUCCGGAGGAGGCUGAAGUGCUUCAGGUGUGGAGCAUCCAAAGCUGAUUGUGAGACAGGCAACGCCACUGGCGUCGCUGAGACCCAGCAGAGUGGAGAUUACUACGGCGACACAAUCAUCCUAAGGAACAUAGCCCCCCUCACCACGGUAGAAGCCAUCAUGACGGCCCUGGCCCCCUACGCCAACCUGUCGGCCAGCAACAUCCGUCUCAUCAAGGACAAACAGACGGGCCAGAACAGAGGCUUUGCCUUUGUACAACUCUCCUCCCCUCUGGAAGCUUCUCAGCUCCUGACCAUCUUACAAGGACUGCAGCCCCCUCUCAAGCUGGAUGGGAAGACCAUCGGCGUGGACUAUGCCAAAAGUGCCAGGAAGGACCUUUUGCUUCCGGACGGUAACAAGAUCAGUGCCUUCUCUGUGGCCAGCACUGCCAUUGCUGCUGCCCAGUGGUCCUCCAGUCAGACGAAGCAGGGAGCUGAAGGACAGCUGAUUUCUGAGUACAGCUACCUGGAGGAAGGCUACGUUCCCUACUCACAGGACUACCAGGCUUACUACCAGCAGGCAACGUCGGAACUGUCCUCGGGAAACGGGAUACUGGGAGCGGCCCCAGGUAUCCCGGCAACUUCAGCCGUGGUGAUCUCCCAAGGGGCCCAGGUCUACCAACCACACCUCGUCAGCCACGCUGCCGCUCAGGCGCUGCAGUUGGCCCAGCAACUGGACCCAAAACAGACAGGAAGUCACUCGGCAGCGGCGACAGUAGCAACGUCGGUUUCCACCGUUGCGACCGCCACGGCGACGCUCUCCGGUGCUACCACUGUCACCGCCGUCCCUGACACCUCCACCUACCAGUACGACGAGUCCUCCGGCUACUACUUUGACCCUCAAACCGGCCUGUACUACGACGCCAAUACCCAUUACUACUACAAUUCCCAGACACAGCAGUACCUGUACUGGGACGGCGAGAAGCAGACGUACGUCCCCGCAUCGGCAGCCGACCAAACGGAGCAGACGGCCAACGCCACGGCGACAGCCGCCAGCAAAGAGGCCAAGGAGUCCAAAGAGGCCAAGGAGUCCAAGGAGAGGAAACCGGAAAAGCCCAAGAGCAAGACUGCUCAGCAGAUUGCUAAGGAUAUGGAGCGCUGGGCUAAGAGUCUGAACAAGCAGAAGGAGAACUUCAAGAGCAGCUUUCAGCCCGUGAGCCAGGAGGAGAGAAAAGAGGCGGCGGCGGCCGAUGCCGGCUUCACCCUGUUUGAGAAAAAGCAGGCCGGCAGUCUGGAAAUGCUCAUGUCCGAAGCGGUGCAGCGUCCAGAGGAACUGGCUCCAACCAACUCCACCAAGGUGGGUCUGGUGGCGGCCUACAGCGGAGACAGUGACCCAGAGGAGGGCGGCACCGCAGAACCAGAGCGCGGUGGUUGCGAUCAGGACCAGCUCACAGACUGGAAGAAGAUGGCCUGCCUGUUGUGCCGGAGACAGUUCCCCAAUAAGGACGCUCUGAUGCGCCACCAGCAGCUCUCGGACCUCCACAAGCAAAACCUAGAGGUCCACCGCAGAGCUAAGCUGAGUGAGGCUGAACUGGACGAGUUGGAAAGGAAGGAGACCGAGAUGAAAUACAGGGACCGGGCCGCGGAACGGAGAGAGAAAUAUGGCAUCCCAGAACCACCGGCGCCCAAGAAGAAGAAGUUCACGGCACAGCCAGCGCCCGUUGUCAACUAUGAACAACCCACCAAGGACGGUCUGAACAGUGACAACAUCGGUAACAAGAUGCUGCAGGCCAUGGGAUGGCAGGAGGGCAAAGGUCUGGGCCGCAACCAGCAAGGCAUCACGGCACCUAUUGAGGCCCAGCUGAGAGCCAAGGGAGCUGGUCUGGGAACCAAAGGCGGCAGCUAUGGGCUGUCUGCAUCAGACACUUACAAAGACGCAGUCCGCAAAGCCAUGUUUGCCCGCUUUACAGAAAUGGAGUGAUUCCCCCUCUUCCACGUGCUACCCAAGAACAGCCAUGUCCUUCCGGACUGACGUGGAGUCAUCCUUGAGCAUCAUUCUCUUACACGCUUCGGUCGUCUGUAAAUGAAUGCCUUGAGAUGAUUGAUGGAGCGGCAUGGAGAAAGCUGCAGGAUGGCAUGCUCCAUAAAGGGGAUUUAUUUUGGGGAGGGGGGUAUAAACUUUUUGUGGACUUCAGUAACAUUGAAAAUGCCAGGGAGAAAGAAAACAGUCAGUGGGCCUGUCUUUAUUUGGGAGUGUAAAACGAAGAAUUACGUCUCUGAUUAUUUGUAUAUAUGUUGUGUACAAUUUUUAAAAUAUAGACAUUUUCUCCCCCUCCCUGUUGCUGUGGCAAUAGUAUUGUCGGCACGUUCAAAUAAUUGUACAGUUUGUAUGGUAUCUGUUCUCAUUUUGUACAUAAAAUAUUAAAUGAGAUGGAUCAGUUAA
Molecule: messenger RNA, 3190 nt
Organism: Esox lucius (northern pike)
Lineage: Eukaryota; Metazoa; Chordata; Actinopteri; Esociformes; Esocidae
Gene: rbm5
Product: RNA binding motif protein 5
Exons: 25
Coding region: 167-2728 (853 amino acids)
Biological process (GO): mRNA splicing, via spliceosome
Cellular component (GO): nucleus
Molecular function (GO): RNA binding
Source: RefSeq, a predicted model, not a curated record